AUGGGCUUCCUAGAAUACCGGCAGCACAAGGCCGAGUGCCAGCGUAAACAAGCCGAACGAGCGUCGAAGAUUGCAAACCUCCCUCCUACAUACAAAGGUCCUCUCUCCUCGCAAGAACGAACUAUCCUCGGCAAACCCAUCCAGGAACUUGUCCAAGAUGUGCACAAGCAAGUCACCAGUCCCGUGGACAUUCUACGCGCAUACGGAAAGGUUUCGAUCAGAGCACAACAGAAGACAAAUUGCCUGACCGAGAUACUCUUCCCCGAAGCAGAGGAAUGGGCAACCCAUCAAGUCAACUUGAAGGGCCCGCUUGCCGGUAUCCCCGUCUCGCUCAAGGACUCGAUCCAAGUCGCAGGCUUCGACUCGUCCGUCGCCUACUCGAGAAAUGUAGGCAAACCCUACACGGAAGACGGGGCCAUGGUGAAGAUGCUCAAAGAUGCCGGCGCAGUCCCCUUUGUCAAAACUGCAUUGCCCACCACCCUCCUCUCCUUUGAAUCCACAAACGACGUCUGGGGCCAGUGCAAAAACCCUCACAACGACAAGUACUCGCCCGGCGGCUCCACCGGCGGUGAAUCCGCCCUCCUCGCCUUUGGCGGCAGCCGCAUAGGCAUAGGCUCCGACGUAGCAGGCUCCGUCCGCGUCCCCGCCCACUUCUCCGGCUGCUACUCGAUCCGCUGCUCGACGGGCCGCUGGCCCAAAGUCGGUAUGAACACCAGCAUGGCCGGCCAAGAGGCCAUUCCCAGCGUCUUCAGCCCCAUGGCUCGCUCCCUCAACGACCUCACCUACUUCACCCGCGCCUUCAUCCAAAUGAAACCCUGGACCUACGACUACACCGUCCACCCGCUCCCCUGGCGCCAGGACAUGGAGGACGAGUACGCAGACGACAACAAGACCCUCCGCAUCGGCGUCAUGCGAACCGACCACGUCGUCGACCCUUCCCCAGCCUGCGCCCGCGCCCUCGAUCAAACCGUCACCGCCCUCCAAGCCGCCGGCCACACCGUCUUCGACGUCUCCCCGCCAUCCCCCUACUCCGCUUUGCAAAUCGCAUCCCACCUCCUCCUCUCCGACGGCGGCCAAACCUUUCUCUCGCACUUUCGAACCGGCGAGUCAAACGACCCCGGCGCCGCCCAAAUGGUGCGCUACAUGCGCCUUCCCCGCUUCCUCAAGUACGCACACUACCUGUGGGUCAAGUAUGUGCGGCGCGACCCCGUCUGGGCAGGCCUGAUUCGCAAUUGGCACCCGAAAUCAGCAUAUGAGUAUUGGCAGCUCGUGGGCAGGCGGGAGGCGUACAAGGCGCGGUUCUACGAGUGGUGGGAUGAGCAAGAAGGGGGCAUGGAUGUAUUGCUGACGCCACCGAAUGCGACACCUGCGGUACCGCAUGGGGCCAUGCAUGAUGCGUUUAGUAGUUGUGGAUAUACGUUUUUGUUUAAUUUGCUCGAUUACUCCGCCUCCAUCCUCCCAAUCACCCACGUUGACCCCGUCAAAGACGCCCUCCCACCUUCCUUCUCCCUCUCCUCCCUCAACAGCGUCGCCCGCGGUGCCUACAAGCACUACGACGCACACGCCAUGGCGGGCCUGCCCGUCGCUGUGCAGAUUGUGGGACGCCGGCUCGAGGAGGAGAAGGUGCUUGCGGUUACGGGGCGGGUGGAGGAUGCGCUGGAGCGGUUUGGAGGGGGGGCGUAUGUGGGGUUGGAUGUUGAGUAG
This is a messenger RNA of Plenodomus lingam JN3, 1704 nucleotides long. RefSeq lists its product as uncharacterized. The record is from RefSeq and is a predicted model, not a curated record. NCBI's taxonomy places the organism in Eukaryota, Fungi, Ascomycota, Dothideomycetes, Pleosporales, Leptosphaeriaceae.